CCAUUGGAGUGCCCCAAGCCAGACUUAACUUCCACCAAAUACCGGGAGGGUGCUGCUGUGGCUGCUGGGUGUUAAUUAUUGUUGUGUUGUCCACGCUGUCCUUGUCCCUUGCUCCAUCUAGGUCUCUCGUCACACUCACUACCUUAUUCCCGUCAAAUCCCUGUUUUAAAGAUUUCACAUGAGGAGGACUAUGAUGGUGCCAAUGGGAAGGAGCUGAGAGUGGUGGUAAAUGGGAAUGACCCCGACUAUGAACAUUUCUAUACAGUGGAAAGCUACAACGAACAAACAGAAGAUUAUGGACCAGAUCAAAUGCAAAGCUCAGAAACAAUGCGCGAUAAAGUAAACCCUACAACCGCACCACAACAGGAAAGGUAUAGAAGAGAAGCCAUCGAACAAGAGCCCUGCCUGUUGGGCCUGGAUGAAGGAACAUGUUCCAGGUACACACUGCGUUGGUAUUACCACAGGAAGACAGACAGAUGCCGACCCUUCAUUUACAGUGGCUGCAGCGGCAACGCAAACCGAUUCCAGACGCAGGAGGAGUGUGAACAGAGGUGCAAGAACAACAAAGAACCAAGCAAGCAAGGCAGAAGCUGAAUAAAACAGCAAGAAGAGUCGGAAAGGUGUAAAUUUUUAAUCACAAGCACUGGGCAAACAGCAAACAAGGCAAAGUGGGCCAGCAUAUCUGAGUGUAUCUUGUUUGUAAUUAGUGAACUUGGCGUGAUAAUAUGCAAUUGUUUCAAACAAAUGGUGCUUUUUUUAUGUUCUCAGAGUUUCUGAAUUAAGGUGAAAUCUUGAUAGAUAAUUUUUGAACAAACAACUCAGAAAACUGUUUGGAUGGGAAUGCGUCACUUUCCAAAUUCUGCUGUGCAUCAUCAGCAGGACCGUUAUCACUAUGGUGAUAGAUUAAAGUCAGAUUCACUGUUAAAGUCCUCAUUCAUAACUCUGUUGUCGAAGAGACAAGGCUUUGAAAUGUUGGCCAUUUUUCCAAAAUGUGGUGAUUGUGAGCCCAUCUCCAGCCUCGUAAUGAGCUAGACUGAACAAUGACCUUUCACCUUUGCCCCCCAACUCCCAUCCCAUAUGUUGGCCCUGGGAUUCUGGGACCAAAUGAACCCCCUCUCCCCCACUCCUCCACUGGGAAGGUGCUGAGCACAUAAACUCCACCUUAGGUAGAGAGAAGCCAAGGCAGGAGUUAGGAACAUGGGAGUGUCCUUCCCCCUGGGUUAAAGCACUUUGGGCCAAAGUUUUUGGCUGCGAGUAGUUGUGCUGUGCCCACACAUGAACAUACAAAUUAGGAGCAGGAGUGAGCCAUUCAGUGUAUUGAACUUACUGUGCCAUUUCAUGCUGUCAUGGAUAAUUGUGAUUAUGACUAAUUCCAUAUGCCAUCCUAUCCCCGAUAAGCCUUAACUCCCAUGUUAGCCAAGAAUCCAACUACCUCCAACUAGCUUAAAUAUCUUCAAUCUUUCUGCUUCCACUGUUCUCUGACAAAGGUAGUUCCAAAGAGACACAGUCCUCCAAUAGAGAAAAACAAAUCUCCUCAGCUCAACCUUAAUGGAGUGACCUUUUAUUCUUGAACUGUGUCCCCUCCUUCUCGUCUCUCCAAACAAUGGAAACACUUAUUCAGCAUCUACUCUGUCAAGUCCCCUCAGCUUCUCAAAUGUUUCAAUGUCAUCACCACUCAUUGGUCUCCACUCCAAUGGAUAUACCCUUACCUGUCCAACUCUUCCUUCAUAAGUUUACUAUCCUCCAGCACAUUCAGUCAAUACUAUAUCUCAGAGACAAAAAAAAACUGCAGAUGCUGGAAUCCAAGUUAGACAAACAGGGGGUUGGAAGCCUGAUCUCCCGGUCACCGCCCAUUUCAAUUCCCCUUCCCACUUCCGUUCCGACAUGUCCAUCCUCUGCCUCCUCCUUGGCCGCAAUGAAUCAGACAGCAAAUUUGAGGAACAAUGCCUCAUCUGCCUGGGCAGCCUACAGCCUGGAGUACUCGAGGUUGAGUUCUCAAAUUUCAAGUAACCUCCUUCCCUUAGCCCCUCCCCCUCCCAUUCCACCCACCGACCCUUCCUUGUAGCUACCUAUCGGAUUCAUCCCUCCCAUUGACCAGCCAGGUCAUACUCACUACCUGUGUUUACCCACCACUACCUCACCAGUCUCUCCACCCCACGCAGCCCCCUCUUUAUCUAGCUCUUGCCACCCCCACAUCUAGUCCUGAAGAAGAUGUCUCCGCAAAACGUUGACUUCUCCACCUCCUGAUACUGCCUGGCUUGCUCCCUUCCAGCCUAAUAAUGCAUCUGAAGUUUAUAAAACUUUUUUUUUAUUUGUUCAUGAGAUGUUGGUACCGCUGGCUGGGUAAUUGUUUAUUGCCCAGUUGCUAGUUGCCCCUUGAGAAGGAAGUAGUGAGCUGCCUUCUUGAACCGCUGCAAGCCGAUAGUUGUAGGUACACCCACAAUACUGCAAGGGAGGGAGUGCCAGCACGUUGACCCAAUGACACUGAGGGAAUGGUGUUAUGUUUUGACAUCGUCCCGACUGGAGACCCAUCCCUGAAUGAACACCUUAAUGAUUACUGAGCCCGCGGAGGCAGGGGGAGUUCUACAUUUGUGCGAAGAUUUGUAGCUCGGGUGCUCGUUGUUGUGGUUCUGUUCGCCGAGCUGGAAGUUUUUGUUGCAAACGUUUCGUCC
Molecule: messenger RNA, 2672 nt
Organism: Hemiscyllium ocellatum (epaulette shark)
Lineage: Eukaryota; Metazoa; Chordata; Chondrichthyes; Orectolobiformes; Hemiscylliidae
Product: carboxypeptidase inhibitor SmCI-like
Exons: 5
Coding region: 310-594 (94 amino acids)
Molecular function (GO): serine-type endopeptidase inhibitor activity
Source: RefSeq, a predicted model, not a curated record